AUGCCCUUCAAUGAUGAUGAAGAGGCUUCACUUCAAAGGAUGGUGAAUGAGGAUAUAGAAAGCCGGGAAACGAUGUUUGAAGUUUCUGCAUCAGGAAACCAUGCUCUUAUCAGAGAAGUAACACAGUAUGACAACAUUUUUGCUGAAGAAGAAGAACAAAACAAAGAACCUAAAGAGGAAAUGGCUGAUAAAUUGGAUGGAGCAUACAAAGAAUUAGAAGACUAUUACAAUAAAAUGAGCACAUUGUUAAAACAGUCAAAGACUGAAUACCCAAACAACCUCCUGGUACACAUUAAAUACUCACAAUGUAUGACAUUGUUGGAGAACAUCUCAAAAUUUGUUGAUGAAAAUGCCAAAGAAAUGCCAGCUGAAACAGAAGAAGAUACACAAGAAACUGAGGAUGAAAAUGAGGUGGUACUAGGAGAUAAAAAUGAAAAAGAAGGGGAAAAGGAGAAGCCUGAAAAAGAAAACGCCAUUAAAGAGCAAACAGUUCAGGAAAACACCAAAGAAUUUGAAAAUGAAGAACAAGGAGAGGAAGGAUGUGAAAAUGAAGAAGAAAGGGAGAAGGAGAUGGCUAGAAUUGAAAACGCCAUUGAAGUGGAAACAGUUGAUGAAAACGCCAUGCAAGUGGAAAAAUUUCAUGAAAACGCCAUUGAAGAUGAAAAUGAAGGAAAAUGA
Messenger RNA from Helianthus annuus (common sunflower), 678 nucleotides. RefSeq names its product neurofilament light polypeptide-like. Bases 1 to 678 code for a protein of 225 amino acids. Lineage: Eukaryota; Viridiplantae; Streptophyta; Magnoliopsida; Asterales; Asteraceae. The transcript is spliced from 2 exons. The record is from RefSeq and is a predicted model, not a curated record.